ACGCCCCUCUCUUUACACAAAGAGCUGGAUGCAAAACAAAAGCCGGAAGCUUCAAUUUUCUUCCUUUGCUCCCCUCAUCUGAAUCCAGGAAGGUAAUCAGGUUUUUUUUAAGUAGUAAAGAGCGCCUCUAUGUGACCAGCUUCUCCUGAGAAGUUUUGGAUCUGGAGAAGCGUCAGUAAAAAACAUUCCUACCGAGGAAAAACUCAGCGUCUCAUGGACGGCAGUUUACGCAGAGCGGACCUUCGGGUUGGCGCUGCCGUGUGCGCAGCUGAGGGGCUGCCGCCGCUUCCCAAGAGCCUGAGCGGGAUCCUGAACUCCAGCGGCGGCUCUUGGAGGGACAUGCAGAAGAUGCACAGCAAGAGGAGCCGCAUCCAAGCCGAGAUCAGCUGCAGAGGAGGCGGAGAGGCGGCUGCAGCCAAGCCGGGUGGACUGGACGCUGCGCUGGCGCUCCUGCGCAAAGAGAUGGUGGGACUACGUCAGCUUGACAUGUCUCUGCUCUGCCAGCUGUGGUCUCUCCACGAGGCCAUCCAAGAAUGCAAGGGCGAAGCCUCGUUUACUGCUGAUAAUGGAUUCUCUGAGGAGGACGAGGAUGAGGAUGAGCUAGAGGAGAAGGAUGCGAAUGAAGCAAACCAUUCUUCUCAGUCUUAUGACAGAAACACCUUUAAUUUUCACUAGUAAAGAAAGACACAUGGACCACUGUUUGGGACACUUUUAUAUUGACUUCCCACUAUAUCAUCUCAUGUUAUUGCAUGUUUGUACCUCCACAUUAUUCACAAUAUAGGAAAGCUUUCGGUGUCAGUUUGCAGAGUUAAAGCACCUAACAGUGGCCUUUACCUUCUCUCUAAAGACAGAUUUGGAUCAGCUGGUGUAUAUUUUGCUUGUUUCAACACAUCCAUCAAACCACAAUUUUAUAACCUGAUGGAUUUCCCCACCUUUUUAAGUAUAACCUUGAUAUAGACUUUGAUGCUGAAUUUAAUAAAUUAUAUUUUUUUCUUUUGUAA
Cyprinodon variegatus (sheepshead minnow) is the source of this 1001-nucleotide messenger RNA. RefSeq names its product protein FAM89A-like. The record is from RefSeq and is a predicted model, not a curated record. The transcript is spliced from 2 exons. Bases 214 to 675 code for a protein of 153 amino acids. NCBI's taxonomy places the organism in Eukaryota, Metazoa, Chordata, Actinopteri, Cyprinodontiformes, Cyprinodontidae.